CCGGAUGUGACGUAGGUGUCGGAAGCUGUUGGACGGAAUUGUUGCACGUGUUUGCGGGAGCUGUGAAAAGAACAUGCGUGACGGACUCGAGCCCACAGAGGGACCACAAAGUAGACAUUUUUCCCCACACUGACACUUUUAAGCCCAGCUUUGAAUCGGGAACACGCGCCCGGGCAGCAGGACUCAGCCAGGAGGCGCGCGAGGCGGGAAGAGGCUUGACCGUUAGCUUACCGGGAGGAGGUCAAGUCCCAGUAGGAGGGGAAGAAGAAGAAGAAAGUUCUGGGCCUCUGCUUUUGGGCCAGUGUGUGUUCCGUCUUCUCAGUGAGUGUUUCUGUGCUCCGUCCUCACCUCAACAGCUGGUUGAGGUCAUUUUUUUGGCAGUCGGUUGUGUUCGGACGCCAUGGCGGACUACCUCAUCAGCGGGCAGACCGGCUACGUGCCCGAGGACGGGCUGACCGGCCAGCAGCUGUUAAACUGCGGGGACGGACUCACCUACAACAUUGCAGAGAAGCGGGAUGUGUGGUGGGAUCAGUACUGUUGGGAUGCUUGUUUCCAUCCUAAACCGCUGUCCUUUCUCUCCCUCAGUGACUUCCUCAUUCUGCCGGGCUACAUCGACUUCACGUCAGACCAAGUGGACCUGACGUCGGCGCUCACCAAACAGAUCACCAUGAAGACCCCCUUAGUGUCCUCCCCCAUGGACACGGUCACCGAGGCCAACAUGGCCAUCGCCAUGGCUCUAACGGGAGGAAUCGGUUUUAUUCACCACAACUGCACUCCAGAGUUUCAGGCCAAUGAAGUUCGCAAAGUCAAGCGGUAUGAGCAGGGCUUCAUCACAGACCCCGUGGUGAUGAGUCCCAGUGAGCGCGUGCGGGACGUCUUCCAGGCCAAAGCGCGGCACGGCUUCUGCGGCAUCCCCAUCACAGACAGCGGCAAAAUGGGCGGCAAGCUGGUGGGAAUCAUCUCCUCCAGAGACAUCGACUUCCUGAAAGAGGAAGACCACAACCUGCCGCUGAGCGAGGUGAUGACAAAGCGAGAGGAGCUGGUGGUGGCUCCAGCUGGAGUGACACUAAAAGAGGCUAACGAGAUCCUUCAGAGGAGCAAGAAAGGCAAACUGCCCAUCGUGAACGAGGAGGGCUCCCUGGUGUCCAUCAUCGCCCGCACGGACCUGAAGAAAAACAGAGACUUCCCCCUGGCCUCCAAAGACUCUCGAAAGCAGCUGCUGUGCGGCGCCGCCAUCGGCACCCACAACGACGACAAGUACCGGCUGGACCUGCUGGUGCAGAGCGGGGUGGACGUGGUCGUGCUGGAUUCAUCGCAGGGCAACUCCAUCUUCCAGAUCAACAUGAUCAAAUAUAUCAAGGAGAAGUACCCCCACCUGCAGGUCAUCGGAGGCAACGUGGUGACCGCAGCUCAGGCCAAGAACCUGAUCGAUGCCGGCGUGGACGGGCUGAGAGUGGGCAUGGGCAGCGGCUCCAUCUGCAUCACACAGGAAGUGCUGGCCUGUGGCAGGCCCCAGGCCACGGCCGUCUACAAGGUUUCAGAGUACGCCAGGCGUUUUGGCAUUCCAGUCAUCGCUGACGGCGGGAUCCAGACUGUUGGACACGUCGCCAAAGCUUUAGCGCUCGGCGCCUCCACAGUGAUGAUGGGCUCUCUGCUGGCCGCCACCAGCGAGGCGCCAGGAGAAUACUUCUUCUCGGACGGCAUCAGGCUGAAGAAAUACCGAGGCAUGGGGUCCCUGGAUGCCAUGGACAAAAACCUGGGCUCUCAGACCAGAUACUUCAGGUACACAACAGCUGCAGUGGAGAGUGUCAACACGCCGUCAUCUGCCAGUUCUCCAUACUUCUUCCUCUUUAUUGAGUGCGACAAGAUCAAAGUGGCUCAGGGCGUCUCCGGAGCGGUGCAGGACAAAGGAUCCAUCCACAAGUUUGUCCCCUACCUGCUGGCUGGAGUGCAGCAUUCCUGUCAGGACAUCGGAGCCAAAAGCCUGACGCAGCUCAGAGCCAUGAUGUACUCCGGCGACCUGAAGUUUGAAAAGAGAACCGCAUCCGCCCAGAUAGAGGGCGGCGUACACAGUCUUCACAGUUAUGAGAAACGUCUCUUUUGAGAAGAAGCUUUCAGAUGGAGCGUCGUCCCACAAAUAUGCAAACACACAGAUCUAACUUCAGAACACAUGCCAACUGGUUCAUGGACUCGUCAGUCUUCCUGCCACUGGGUCUACACACACACACACACGUUUGUAAAGGAGGUGGAAACAACGCACAAGCCGCUUAAAGUGAUAACUGUUACGUCUCAUGAACUCUGCUGUGACCAUUGGCUUUAGAAAUGUCAGACAAUAAAGCUUUUGUGUUUUUUCACAACCUAUUGUACGUUUGGUCAGUUGCCUGAUUUUAUUAGAAAACUUUUAGCUACAUUUGAACAAAAUAAACUUUAGUGGAAAAAUUAUCCAGUUUAAACAUGGACGUGCUGCACUACGAUUACAUUUAACCUGCUGUUUGAAAAGGGCUACUGACACUUGAAAUAAAAGUCUUAAAUCAGAACAGUUUGCAGACAACUUCAAUGUUUCCUCUCAAUCUGCUGAUCUAGCAGGAUUUGGUCCCAUUGUGAAAAGCUUUGCUUUAAUGAACCAAAUGGACUGGUUUGAUGAGAAUAAUUAAUUUCCCUGAUCCGGCUGACUAUUGGCCGGGUUCCGUUCUGCUGGGUUUCAUCCAGCAGAACAAGCAGCCUCCACCUCUCCUCCACCCACCUCGCUGCUCCUGCUGGAGGUCUCCGGGGAGGAUCAGGUGCGGCUCGGAAUCCACCGGACUUUCCAGGCUGAACCCCAGGUGGAUUUGGUGGGAGCCGUCCCGUCACACUCCGUUGGUCACACCUGUCUCUCAGCGUCCAUCAUGUGUAGAAGCCAGAUGCUCCAUCGUGUCCAAAGUGCCAGAUGUACUUCCACCACAGCCUCCCUGACGGUCACCUCAGACAAAGGCCACUUAUGAAGCCCAUUAGAGACUCUGAAGUCGACAGGCAAAAUGCUGACUAAAGAGAACAAAAAGCACUUUAAGGGGACUUUUAAAGGGCAAAGUCGUAGAAUGUACAUUCAGAAAAACCAGAACCAAACCGUCAGAUAAGCCGAGUAACCUGGACAACACACUCAGCCGUACAGGCGCCAACGGGAGAAAAAAUAAAAUCUAAUUCAACAGUUCUGGAUUCAUUAAAUGUGUAAAAAUAAAACUU
Menidia menidia (Atlantic silverside) is the source of this 3219-nucleotide messenger RNA. The record is from the annotation of a GenBank genome assembly. NCBI's taxonomy places the organism in Eukaryota, Metazoa, Chordata, Actinopteri, Atheriniformes, Atherinopsidae.